Microtus oregoni (creeping vole) is the source of this 2821-nucleotide messenger RNA. RefSeq names its product zinc finger protein 14. The transcript is spliced from 5 exons. Gene Ontology annotation, biological process: negative regulation of transcription by RNA polymerase II; regulation of cytokine production; regulation of immune system process. Lineage: Eukaryota; Metazoa; Chordata; Mammalia; Rodentia; Cricetidae. Bases 119 to 1705 code for a protein of 528 amino acids. Gene Ontology annotation, molecular function: RNA polymerase II cis-regulatory region sequence-specific DNA binding; DNA-binding transcription factor activity, RNA polymerase II-specific. The record is from RefSeq and is a predicted model, not a curated record.
GAACUUGGAUCUUCUGCAAGAGCAGUCACUGCUCCUAACCGUUGAGCCAUGUCUCCAGCCCCACAGUUUUCCGUAGAGAAACAGCGAAGAGCCGACCAGCUCCUGCAGUUCUAACACUAUGGCCCUAGCCCAGGGUUCAGUGACGUUCAGGGAUGUGGCUGUGGAUUUCUCUCGGGAGGAGUGGGAGUUCCUGGACUCUGCUCAGAAGAGCCUGUACAGGGACGUGAUGUGGGAGAACUACAGCAACUUCCUCUCUCUGGCAGGACCUUCCAUUUCUAAGAGAGAUGAAGACGGGAAGGAGCCUGAGGUAGCUGUGAAAGAAAGGAGAAGACAUUGUCCCGAUUUGGUGUCCAGAUUCAAGACCAAGACUUCAUCUUCAGACAAGGAUAUCUAUGGAAUAUAUUCAUUACAGUGGGAGUUGAUGGAGAAAAUUAAAAGCUACAGCCUUCAAAGUUCUGAUUCUAGAGAUGAUUGGGAAUAUGAAAGCAGGGCUGAGCGACAAAAGGAACCACAGGAAGGUUAUCUGGGGCAGGUGAAAAUGACCUCUGAGAAAGGCACGCACAGAAAGCACCAUUUCCUUACCGAGUACCAGCAGGUUCAGAGUGGAGAAAAGUUCUAUGAAUGUAAAGAGUGCAGGAAGACCUUUAUCCGCCGCUCAACGCUUAGUCAGCACUUGAGAAUCCACACUGGUGAGAAACCGUACAAAUGCAAGGAAUGUGGGCAGCCCUUCAGACAGCGUGCACACCUUAUCCGACACCACAAACUGCACACCGGUGAGAAGCCCCAUGAGUGUAAGGAGUGUGGGAAGGCCUUCACAGUGCUCCAAGAACUCACUCAGCAUCAGCGGCUCCAUACCGGGGAGAAACCGUAUGAGUGCAGGGAGUGUGGAAAGGCCUUCCGGGUGCAUCAGCAGCUGGCGCGGCAUCAGAGGAUUCACACUGGGGAGAAGCCCUACGAGUGCAAGGACUGUGGCAAGACCUUCAGACAGUGCACACACCUCACCCGGCACCAGCGACUGCACACUUCCGAGAAGCUGUAUGACUGUAAAGAGUGUGGGAAAGCCUUCGUGUGCGGCCCAGACCUUCGAGUCCAUCAGAAGAUCCACUUUGGCGAGAAGCCCUAUGCCUGUAGGGACUGUGGCAAGUCCUUCAGGAUAUGCCAACAGCUAACUGUCCAUCAGAGCAUCCACACUGGGGAGAAACCCUAUGAAUGUAAGGAAUGCGGGAAGGCCUUCAGGUUGAGGCAACAGCUUGUUCGCCAUCAGAGAAUCCACACCCGUGAGAAGCCCUACGAAUGUCUAGAGUGUUGGAAGACCUUCAGUAGUUAUUCCCAGCUGAUCUCACACCAGAGCAUUCAUGUGGGCGAGAGACCCUACGAGUGCCAAGAGUGUGGGAAGGCCUUCCGACUGUACUCGCAGCUCACUCAGCACCAGAGCAUCCACACGGGCGAGAAGCCCUACGAGUGUAAGGAGUGUCAGAAGCCUUUCCGGCUGCUCUCCCAGCUCACUCAGCACCAGAGCAUCCACACGGGCGAGAAGCCCCACGAGUGCAAGGACUGUGGGAAGGCUUUCCGGCUCUACUCAUUUCUCUCUCAACACCAGCGGAUCCACACCGGAGAGAAGCCCUACAAAUGUAAGGAGUGUAAGAAGGCCUUCAGACAGCACUCGCACCUCACCCAGCAUCAGAAGAUCCACAGUGGAACUUAAAACCUCAGUUCUGUGUUAGGUUGCAAAAUAUCAGGAAACCCAUUUUUGAGAAUAAUUUGUUUCAUGCUUAUAAGUAAGCAUAAGAAAGACGAUGUUGCUUUAAAAACCCUCCAUUCUCACUUACAUGUUACCUAUCUUCAGGAAAUUCCUAUGAAAGAAUAAUUUGAUGAAUGUAGGAAAAUCUUUAGCCUUAUCUGUCACCAUCUCCUUCUAGCUACACUCUUCCCACUGUGAUUCUGGACAGGACACUAAAUAUCAAUGCCUUGUUUCUCACACUGUUGGAAUGGCGAUGAUAGUACCUAUAUGUGUUAUUUAUUGUUAUGUAACAAAUUACUAGAAAACAGUAGUUUAAAUAAUAUACAUUUAGUAUCUAAAGAUUUCUAUAGUUCAAGAGUCCAGGAAAGCCUUAGUUGGGUCCUUGAAGUUGCAACUGAGGCUGGCUUUCAUCUGAAGGCUUAACUAGAGAAGUACCCACAUCGAAGGUAACAGGUUAGACACCUGAGGCACCUGAAUUCUUUGAGAGCGGAUAUAUUGAAAUCCUCAGUUUCUGGAUGGCCAUUGGCUGAGAGAUGAGUGAAAUUCCUGGCCACAUUGACCAUCCCAGUGUGGCUGUUGGUUUUUUUUUUUUUAAAUUUUAGGUGGGGUUUCUUUGUAUAUCCCUGACUGUCCUGGAAGUCACUCUGUAGACCAGGCUGGCCUUGAACUCACAGAAAUUCACCUGCUUCUGCCUCCAAGUGCUGGGAUAAAAGGCAUAGCUGCUGUUUUAAUGAGAUCAUGGAAUCCAAGAAAGGUGGUUGCUAGCAGGAUGGAAGUCAGCUAGCAAGACUGAAGUUAUAAUCUGUGUAACCUAGUCAUAACCUAGUCAUAAACAUCCCACCAUUUUACCACCUUCUGCUGGUUAAAAAUAAGUUCUCACACUCAAGAUUGCAUGAAGCUGAAGAUUACAAGAUAGGGACCAGUGAUGGAAGUUUAGAGCCGUACUGCAUAGAAGAAUUGAUAAGAAUGAAGUAGCUAAGCCGGGCGUUGGUGGCGCACGCCUUUAAUCCCAGCACUCGGGAGGCAGAGGCAGGCGGAUCUCUGUGAGUUCGAGACCAGCCUGGUCUACAGAGCUAGUUC